GCGGACGCGGAUUUAAAACGCUCCGGCCGCUUUUGGGCUUUACUGUUUCGGCGAUUACUGCGCGUUCAACAACACGCACUCCCACACGGCAUAAAUUAGUGAUUUGUGAUUGCAGUGUACAAUAAUUGAAGUCAUCAAGUGAGUGCAUACAUAUUCACAUCAAUUAAAGGUGUUGGUAAACUAACUGGUGUUGGUAUUUAAUUAGAAAUUGUAUUUAGGCUUUAAAAAUGGGAGAAAAACGCAGUGGAGAUAUAAGUAAAGAUUUAGACAAUCUAAAACUAACUAAUGAAAUGGACGCGCCUGCGUUUAAGGAUUUCGCAAAGGAGAUGAUUGAUUAUGUUACGAAUUAUUUGGAAAACAUCAGAGACAGACGGGUUUUACCAACAGUCGAACCGGGUUAUUUACGUCCGAUGCUUCCAGCAUCAGCACCACAACAACCUGACCAAUGGCAAGACGUGAUGGCCGACAUUGAGCGUGUUAUCAUGCCGGGCGUGACUCAUUGGCAUUCGCCGAGAUUCCACGCGUACUUCCCCACUGCUAAUUCGUAUCCAGCGAUUGUCGCUGAUAUUUUGAGCGAUUCGAUUGCUUGUAUUGGGUUUUCUUGGAUUGCUAGCCCAGCAUGCACUGAACUUGAAGUGAUCGUGCUCGAUUGGCUGGGUAAGAUGUUGGAUCUCCCGCAGGAUUUUCUUGCUUCUUCAGGGGGUAAAGGUGGCGGCGUGAUUCAAGGCACCGCUAGUGAAGCCACUUUGGUUGCUCUGCUCGGGGCUAAAGCACGUACGGUUGCCAGGAUCAAGAAGGAGCAUCCAGAAAUGAAAGAAUCUGAUAUUAUUGGGAAACUUGUGGGAUAUUGUUCUAGUCAAAGUCAUUCUUCGGUCGAGCGAGCCGGUCUCUUAGGCGGUGUACGAAUGCGUUCGCUGUUACCUGACGCCGGCAACAAGUUGCAAGGUGCCACGCUUGAACAAGCGAUCAAAGAGGACAUCGCUGCUGGAUUGUUUCCAUUUUACGCUGUUUGUACAUUGGGAACUACAUCUUCUUGCACAUUUGACAAUCUGGAAGAUUUGGGCCCCGUUUGCAACGCGAAUAAUAUCUGGCUGCAUGUUGAUGCUGCCUACGCUGGGUCUGCAUUCAUCUGCCCGGAAUAUCGCUACCUCAUGAAGGGUAUUGAUCGCGCUGACUCAUUCAACUUCAACCCGCACAAAUGGAUGCUGGUUAACUUUGAUUGUUCCGCGAUGUGGUUGAAGGACCCCACAUGGCUUGUGAAUGCUUUCAAUGUUGAUCCAUUGUAUUUGAAGCAUGACCAGCAGGGUUCAGCGCCUGAUUACCGUCAUUGGCAGAUCCCAUUAGGUCGUCGUUUCCGGUCCCUGAAAUUAUGGUUUGUCUUGCGUUUAUAUGGUAUUGAAAACUUACAGAAACACAUCCGGAAACAUAUCAUGCUUGCAAAACACUUCGAGUCUUUGGUUAGGAGUGAUGAUAGGUUUGAGAUUACUCAAGAGGUCCUCAUGGGAUUGGUUUGUUUCCGUGCUAAGGGUUCAAAUGAAAGCAACGAAUCUCUGUUGAAAAAGAUCAAUGGACGUGGUGUUAUCCACAUGGUACCUUCAAAGAUUGGAGAUUGUUAUUUUCUAAGAAUGGCUGUUUGCUCAAAGUACACUGAAAUCGAAGACAUUGAAUUAUCCUGGAAGGAAGUGAAAGCUGCAGCAGAUGAAGAAUUCACCACCAAUGGUCAUUGAAUACCACAUAACCUAAAACUACGAAAUAUGAGAGAUGUAAAGGACCAAACUGGACCAAUCUAUGUUAUAGUUGUUAUAAAAAGUAUUUAUUGUUGUGUAAGUUGUAAGUGUAAAUGUAAUCAUUAGAAAAUGCAUAACAAAAA
Dalotia coriaria is the source of this 1870-nucleotide messenger RNA. Its product is annotated as aromatic-L-amino-acid decarboxylase-like. The transcript has 6 exons. The record is from RefSeq and is a predicted model, not a curated record. NCBI's taxonomy places the organism in Eukaryota, Metazoa, Arthropoda, Insecta, Coleoptera, Staphylinidae. Bases 228 to 1727 code for a protein of 499 amino acids. Gene Ontology annotation, cellular component: cytoplasm. Gene Ontology annotation, molecular function: aromatic-L-amino-acid decarboxylase activity; pyridoxal phosphate binding. Gene Ontology annotation, biological process: catecholamine metabolic process; amino acid metabolic process; serotonin biosynthetic process.